Closterium sp. NIES-67 is the source of this 6218-nucleotide messenger RNA. The record is from the annotation of a GenBank genome assembly. Lineage: Eukaryota; Viridiplantae; Streptophyta; Zygnematophyceae; Desmidiales; Closteriaceae.
GAGCCUAGGAACGAGGUUCUGUUACAAGGAACCGCAAAAUCUUACAGCCCAUUACUGACACCGCUAACACCGCAACUCUCGCCAUGCUACUAACACCCCAACUCUCGCUCUUCCUCCGCUUUCUCCGCGAUCGCCCGCUCUCGCGCCGCUCUCGCGCCGCUCUCCAUGCCACAUGCUAUCCGCCCACUCGCUAUCGUUAGCGGGUCUCUCUCUAGCGAGUCCCCCGCCGCAUUUCUGGCCAUUAGAACAAACCCCGCACGUACCACCAAUCUCCUGGCUCCACGUGCCGUCGCGAGUUCACGUGGCAGCCUCACCAACGUCGUUCCUCUCCUCCUCCUUGUAACGGUAACCGCGCACUUUCUCUCCCUCGCCGCCGUCGCGAACGCUGCUGUGCCGACAUGCUCCAGCCUAGCAGCCAAAGCGCCCUCCUUGAACCUCCUUGCCAAUGCGGGAUUCGAGGAAACCUCCUCUGCAGCAGACUGGCCCUCUCCCAUGGCUGCCUGGGUGCCGCUCUUCCCCUCCGCAGCAGCGCAACAGGGGGGAGGGGAGGCGCUGGGGGAGGGGCAGGGGGAGGAGAUUCCGCCUGGGGACCCGUCCGUUGCAGCUGAGGGCAGUCGCUUUGUUCGCCUGCAGCCGAGCGACGGCAGCAGUGGCGGCGGCUGGGGGAGCGGGCUGAGUGAGAGUGGAGGGGCGGUGUGGGCAGUGCCGGGGGGAGUGGGGCAGCUGCUGUGCGUGGUUCGGGGGCAGGGGGAGCAGCAGCAGCAGGAGUUUUCGCUGUAUUUCUAUGCGAGGGCGCGGGAGAUCAUGUUGGGUGAGGAUCCAAUGCUGUAUUCCUCUGGCUUGCGGCCGAUGCGAGCAAUGAUCGUUGCCCUGCCGCUACCACCAUCCACAUUCGGCGGCAGCGGCAGCAGCAGCGGUGAGAGUGAGGGCAUGCUGGCUAAUGCGCUGGUAGCAGCCAUUGGCAGCGGAACGGCAGUGACUGUGGAGCAGUGGACGGUGGGCAUUCCCUGCCAAAGCGGCGACGACUCCUCUCUCUCCGGCCUCAUGCCCUGGCGCCAGCACGGCCCCUUCUCCUUCCGCCUCCCGCCCUCCUCUGCCGCUGCUCCGCUCUCCUCCGACUCCUCUGCCCCUGCUCCGAUCUCUUUCCCGCCGCUUGGCGCGGCGCUGUUUCUGGUGCUGCUGGAGGGCGCUGGGGUGGACAGCAGCAGCGCGGGGGAUGGUGGGGUGGUUGAGCUUCCCAUACCGUCCGAGCCCACGACUCCGCCCACGCUUGGUGGGGGAGGCAGCAGCGGUGCGACAGACAGCAGCAGCACGGGGAGCGAUAGUGGGGUUGUUGAGGUUCCUGUGCCGCCCACAACUGCGCCCGUUCUUGGUGCUGCACCUGUGCUGGGAGCUGCUUCAGUGUCUGACGCUGCGGCCGUGCCUGGCGAUGCAUCCGUGCUUGGAGCUGCGUCAUCGUCUACAUUGUCUUCGUUGUCUCCAGUGGCAGCGGCAGUGGAAAGUGGGAUGCUCACUUCGGUUGCGCUUGCACCGGGGAACAUCGACGUGGACAUGGUUACUGUAGCUCCCAGAGGAACAGCAGCCUCCGCCCCCCCCUCCUUCUCCUACUUCCCACUCACCUCCUCUCCCCUCCUCACUUCCAGCUCGGCCCAUCUCCUCCCCUCCUCCCUGCUCCUCACCCCCCUCUCUCCCCCCCACCAAGCGGGCCUUGCCCUGCACCCCUCCCCCUUCCCCCUCGUCUCCCCCGCCUCCCCCACCUCCCCCUGCCGCCCCUUCUCCUUCUCCUCCGCCUUCUCCUUCCGCCUCUCCUCCCCCCACCCCGCCGCUCUCGGUGCCGACGGCUUCACUUUCGUUCUCCUGCCCGACCCUACCGUCGGGCUGCCCGGAGCAAACAUGGGAUACGGGAGAAAGCUUUACCGGCAGGAGUUGCUGUUUGUUGAUGGUGGGGAGGGUGGGGAUACGAUCUGUGUGGUAGAGCCGGGCAUUCCCCCUGUCUGUACCGCCAGCGGCGGCAGCAUUAGCUACAGCGCCAGCCUGCCACAUCAGCACAGCCUGGCAGUGGAGUUUGACACGUCAGCAACUCGUCUGUUCCUGGACCCAGCCACCCAUCACGUGGGCGUGAACAGGGACUACAGCAUGACGUCAGCAGCCCAUGCGUCUGUACACCCCAUGGGCAUCCCCUCCCUCAGCACUAACACCAACCAGAGCAGCAGCAGCAGCAAGCCCAAGCAGGCCACCAACCAGACGCUAUAUGCAUGGGUGGAUUACAACGCCACGGCUUCCCUCCUCUCUGUCCGCCUCUCCCCCUCCCCCACACGGCCCUCCUCCGCCCUCCUCUCCCUCCCCCUCAACACCUGCGAUCUCUUCCACUCCGCUGCCCCAGAGGACGGGGGGAGUGGUGAGGCGGUGCUGGUGUAUGCGGGGUUUGCAGGUGGCACGGGGCUGCUGCCAACGCACACACAGACGCAUGAGAUCAUGUCAUGGUCCUUUCAAGUUGAUGACCAAGUGCCUGCUCCUGUGCCUGUGUGGCAGCGGCCCUCCCUCUCCUUCCCUUUCCUAACGCCAGCCACCCACUUCACUGCAUUCGGUGCUGCCCACCUCGGCUUCUCUGCACUCCAUCUCACCCCAGGCGACCAGGAAGAGGAAGCAGGAGCAGCCUUCUUCCCCCUCCCCCUGCCCCUCGUCUCCCUCCUCCCCGCACCCCCUCCGCGCAAGGGGAGGAAGGGCGGAAAGACUCAGACUGACACACUGGUGUGUAGGGCUCGCUCCUUCACCUCUUGGUUCGCUUUUGAUCUUAAGUCAACAGUGACUGAUGGGUUCGGGGUGGUUUUCGUUCUAAGUACUCGGCCGGGGGUGGGGCAAGGAGCGGCGGAUAUGGGGUAUGGGCGGGAUGCUGGGGAGAGGGAUGCGAAUGGGGCGUGGGCGGAUGGGGGGAGGAGCGUGGGAGUGAUGUUUGAUGCUUUUAGCGGGAAGGAUCCUGACUUUGAUGUGAACAACGAUAAGGCGUUUUUGUCCGUAUACACUGAUUUUAACGUGACACAGCGGCUGGCUUUUUCUCCUCAGAAGCGCUACACUCCAUCCUCGUUAUACGCCAUGAGGGUGGACUACACUGCAGGGACUAGGACCCUGGAAGCAGUGACUUAUAACGGGGCAAAGAGGAUGGGGAGCGUGAAGAUUAGUAUGGACCUGUGCUCUAUUUUCUACGAUGGAAGCAGCAGCACCAGCAGCACCAGCAGCAACAGCAGCACCAGCAGCACCAGCAGCAGUAACAACAGCAGCAGCGGUGGCGCUACUGGUGGGGUGAUUCCGGUGUUUGCUGGGUUCAGCAGUGCGAGCACGCGGGCAUGCGUGCAGUCGAUCAAGUCCUGGACCUUCCAAUUCACAGAUGUCAACCCAUGCACGGCAUGGGAUGUGAAUCCAUGCGGUGCCGGCAGGUGCAGUGCGGUGAAGUCAGCAGCGACAGGCACAUACACCAGCACGUGCUCGUGCCCUCUCAGCCAGCCCAGCUACAAGCUCCCUCAAAUGCCUGCCUUCCAGACGUGCCACAACGAGUUCCCCGCCUGUCGGCUCAACAGCUCUGACACCUGUGCGCCAGGCGUGUGCCUCGAUGGCUUCGACGCCUCCUCCCUCUGCCUCUGCCCGCCCAACUUCUUCACUGCUGACUACUCUAACCUCAUGAAAGGGCCUUGUAAUAUAGUGAGAGCAUCGGCCUCUCGAGUGCCCUUCUUCCCAGCGCCCCAUGGCCUCACAUGCCCUCUGCUGCUGGACAUCUUUGACCUUGCGCCCGAAGAGCUGAUGGCUAGCAACAAGGGCAUUGCGUGCGACAAGCCCAUACCGCGUGGCCUGAUCAUCAAUGUGUCCGCCUCGGCUAACAAGACGUGCACCAGCAUGUAUACAUCUAACGAGGGUGACACGUGCGCAUUGAUCAACACUCUCUUACAGACCAACAUAACCGCCUUGAAUCGUAACAUUGACUGCUCACAGCCGUUUAUACCUGGAAAGCGCCUGUGUGUGGAGAGCAACACCAGAAACCCCACCCCCCCAGCCUCAGACUGCAUGAUUCGCAUGGCUCUGCAGCCCAACCUGCGCACGUGCCAGCAGCUCGCCAGGUUUGGUGCGGGGAGGGAGCACAUUACCCUCGCCCGGCUUUUCCGCCUCAACCCCGCCCUCUACUGCGACCAGCUGAUUCCGAGCGCUGCUGGGUGGACUGACCCUGUGCUUGACGAAGUGUGUGUACUCGUGGAUGAGUCAGGAGGUUGGGGAGGGAUACCGUGCGACACCCAACGCUUCUACCUUGUGAGGCGAGGGGACACGUGUGGCAAGCUGAUUGCGUCCAAGUACCGGCGGAAAGUGAACCUCUUUCGGUCACUCAACGGAGGGUUUGACUGUACUGUCUCGUCGCUGUGGGUCGGCAUGCAGCUGUGCUUACCGUGAUGAGACAGGGUUGAUUGUAACGGGUGGAAAGUUGACCUCUUUUGGUCACUCGAUGGAGGGUUUGACUGCACUGUGUCGUCGCUGUGGGUGGGCAUGCAGCUGUGCUUACCGUGACGAGACCCAUAAUUCACUGAACCUAACGCCCACUGAUACUAAUGUGCAAGUGCUGGCGAAAGGUGAACCGAGGUGAACCUCUUUCGCACAUAAAAUGGAGGGUUUGACUUGACUGCAUCGUGUCAUCGUCGCUGUGGGUGGGCAUUGGGCAUGCAGCUACCGAAUGCUUACUGCGAUGACGGGAUGGACAUACGAUCGAGUGAGUAACGCCUGAUGCUAACGUAACGUUUGAAUACUGACGGAAAGGUCAGAUCUUUCGGUCACUCGAAUGGAGGGUAUGACACUGCCCGUUGUCUGUCCAUCGUGGGUGCGUGUAUUGUGCUAAUGCUAACCCUUGCUUAGCAGAAUGAAGCAAUGAACCUGAACCAAAAUCUAACGUGAACCAGAAUGAAGCACUGUCCUGCACUCCACUGACUUGCUUGGCGCCGCCCUGCACUGUUCCUGAUGGCGGGGGAGCUUCGCUUCGACGCUGAAGGCCAGCCUCUGGAGUUCGAGGCCUGGCUAGCCGACCUCCGCCGCCACCUCACUGGCCAGCGGCAGGAUGGCCACUCGCUUUCGGUACACCUUGACGGUACGCUUCCUUGCCCAGACCUCUCUGCUGUGCUGCCAGCUGACCCCAUACCUGCUAAGCGUGAGUCUGUUGCGGCCGCUGCCCUUGCUCGCUCUGUCUGGCUUUCCCGUGACGCUGUCGCACAGCUUGCUAUUAGCAAUGCCCUCCCCCUGUCUGAGCGCCCACGCUUUCGGUCUAUCAUCACCGCCCAGGCUUUCUUAGAUGCUGUUAUCCAGCGCUAUUCCACCCGGCCUGCUGCCUCGGUGGGUCGCCUGAUCCUCCCUCUCCUCUUCCCUGACCUAGCGUCGUUCCCCACGGAUGCUGAUCUAGCUGCCCACCUCCGCACGAUAGAUGAGACCUGGCGCGCUGCCUGCACUGACGCACAGCUUAGAGCCCAUCAGUCGCCCCUUACCUCUACCCUCUACCUGCUUGCCACCCGCCUCCCUAACCGCCUUGCCGCUGCUCGUGACCGCUUCCUUAGCAUUCACCCCGGUGACCUCACCUUCACAGUCUUUGUAGACACCCUGACUGUUAUCGAGACCCGCCACCGCUCUAUCGCCCAGGCGAGCGGUACUGUGCCGGUCCCUCUCUUUCAGGUUUGUGCCCCCGCUCAGUGCACCUUCUCCGAUGGUUCUGCAGCUGUGGCUGAGACCGCCGCUGCAGCACAGUUCCGUCCGGGGAAGGGUCGUCGCCCCAAGUCUGGGCGCGGCGGAGGGGGUGGGGGUGCAGGUGGAGGUAGUGGUGGAGUCGGGUCGCCUGAUGGUGGAGCGGACGAGGAGACCCUGCCGGGUUCGGCUGCGCAGCCGCCCCAGCAGCCGCAGGAGCAGCAGCAGCCGCAGCCCCCGCACUAGCCGCAGCAGUCGCAGCAGACGAGGCCGGCGAGUGACCUCCCGCCCGGGUGGCCUGGUGCUGGUGGUGGCCGUGCGCGUGGUGGUGUACCGGGUGGCGGUUCGGGAGGCGUGCGCGGUCAGUACCAGCUCUAGACCGGUCCUCGCCGCGGCUUCGUUUGCGGUAAGAUUGGUCACACCACUGCCCGCUGUUUUCGUCGCCUGGACGACCUCUUUCGUCAGCGCUUCGGCCCAUCGCCUGACCUCCCGGACUGGCACAGUUUGCUUAGUCG